GUGCCAUGCACUUUGCGGCGCAGAAGCACGACGUGGGCGAACGGAAUAGCCACGAUGGCAACCAACGUCUCGAUCGCCGCUCCCGCGGAGCGAUGCACGCUCCUGAAUGGCACGUUUAACGACUUGAUCCAGGUCAUGCUGGGCCUCAUUGCUCUGUCGGUGCUGAUCUUCAAGCGAUACCACGAACAUCCGCGGCGACCGAUGAAGAUUUGGAUAUUCGACGCAUCCAAGCAACUCAUUGGGGCAGGCGUCGCGCACGCUGCGAAUCUCGCGAUCGCGAUCGCCCUCACCGGUUUGGCCAAAGGCCGCACGGACGCCGAUCAGUGCGCAUUUUACUUUAUCAACUUUACUCUGGACACGACGUUGGGGGUCGCUGUGAACUACGUUCUGUUGAAGGCGCUCGUCCUCUUCGCGAUCAAGCACGGUGUGUCGGCGCUGCAAGUGCCAGGAGACUAUGGCCACCCGAUCCAAGUGCGGGUCUGGGCCCUUCAGCUCGUCACGUGGCUCGCCAUCAUCUGUUCCACCAAGAUCCUGAUCGGGUCGGUGAUCUUUGGGCUUGAAACUCCCCUGGGCGACGUUGCCGAGUGGGUUUUCAGUCCGUUGGCCAGUUAUCCCAAGGUCGAGCUCGUCAUCGUGAUGGUUGCGUGCCCCGUGCUCAUGAACGGCCUCCAGUUCUGGGUGCGUCGUCAAGAGUCGUUUUGGAGAUUUAUCAGGGUGGGUCGGCAGGUCCAAGACAACUUUCUCAAGAAGCAAGUGCCGGCUAUGGACGCUGUUCCUUCGUCAGACGAACACGAUGGGGCUGGAUCGCCGACGGCCGCAUCGAUCCCCGGCGACUCGAUCAAGUCGGUGUGAAUGCUUCACGAGCCAACUCGAGGUUGAAUUGAAAUGCAUGCUCCGAUUCGUUUGCUUUGGUCACGUGUCGCUUUUACGAACCAAUCCGGCAUGCUACCGACCGCUGCUUGAGUUGUGUCGUAGCACGACAUGGGCGGCGUGGUCUAGCGAUGCCACUCAAUGGGGACAUGAUGGCAGCAGCGUCGCUCGAGGUCACUUGGCGCGACGACGUUCUCCGAUGGCAGGAAGGUUUCGUCAAAGCAAGCAGACGGCCAUCAUGUUUUGAAAACGACGUCGAAUUCGGGCUCGAGAGAGC
Messenger RNA from Aphanomyces invadans, 1147 nucleotides. RefSeq lists its product as hypothetical. Gene Ontology annotation, cellular component: membrane. Lineage: Eukaryota; Oomycota; Saprolegniomycetes; Saprolegniales; Verrucalvaceae. Bases 55 to 852 code for a protein of 265 amino acids. The record is from RefSeq and is a predicted model, not a curated record. The transcript is spliced from 5 exons.